UUCUUGUGGGCCUUGCCAUGUCCAGUGCCUCUGGACUGGCUCCUCUGCCCACUGCAACUUGUCUGCUUCAAGGUGUCCCUUGGCCACCUAGAGGUGGCAGGGGUGCCUUCCCCAUGGCGUGGGGGGUUAGAUCCAUCCCCGGGGAGAGAGGGACUGCAGAAAGACUGACGUGACCGUUUUCCUCCUUGCAGACCCUGGAUGCCGUGGACGUCCUGCUGGAGAGCUUGGUGCUCAGCUCCCCGGGCUCCAGGGACCUGUGGAGAAUUUUGCAGAUGCUGCUGCCCUUCAUCAACAUCAAGCACCCAGCUGUGUGUGAACGGGCCGUGGCAAGGAUCGCAAAGCUGGCCGAUUUGAUGGCCAGCUCUUCCUCAGUGCAGGUCUGGAGCUUGCUUGGACACGACCACAGCUCUUCCCACCAUGACAUCAGCAAGGACUGCUUGCUGGGACAGCUGCUGGGACGUCUCAUUGUUUGCUGGACUAGCAAGAUCUGGGCGAUCCAGCAGGAGGCUUUGGUUGCUCUUCAUCACCUCUCCAUAUUCAUCCAGCACCAAAAAUGCAUGACGUCACCUCAACCAGACAAUUGUCAUGAUCAUCCAGAGCAUCCCCAGGCUGGAGGGAAGAGGGAAGCAGGGAAACCCUCCUGUCUUUCUCUGUGCAGCACGAGGAGCAUGGCAAAGGCAUUUGGGGAAUACCUCCACCCUGCUGAUAAGACAGUCAUCAUCCUCAGGGCCAUACAGGCCAUGAGAGACCCAUGUGUAUGUGACAAGGAGGAGCUGAUCAGCAUCCUGAACGUGGCCAUGACAGAACCUGCCUCCUGGCUGACAGAGGUGCGGAUCAUCACGCGCUGCAUCUAUAACAACUUGCAGCACAUCAGCGCAGCAUCAGCCCGGUGCAGCCUGAAGUCGCUGUUUCUAAGCAUGGCACAGCAGAAGCCCAGGGAGAUGAUCUUGAGCCUUAUAGAUAUCUCUCCAGCAUGUAACAGCAAAGUUGCUCAGGCCAUGUGGGAAGCGCUGCUGUCCCAGCCCCUCAUCUUGGUGAAGGUCUUGAGGGAGCUGAGAAGGAACCUCCAGCACCUGCAGUUACGUAUCAGACACGGAUUCUGCAGAGUGAAGUUCUGUAUCCGGCUCUUGGCUCUCCUGGCCUGCAGCGAUGUGACACCAGAGGAAUUCGCUGGGGUGUACAACAGGGAGAAGUUCCCGUGGUGUCAAAAUGUGGUGCUGUUCUCGCUGACGCUCACAGGCCUCAUCACGUUGUCACAGUCACCUGACACGGUGAGCAGGGCAUAG
Messenger RNA from Pezoporus flaviventris, 1286 nucleotides. RefSeq lists its product as uncharacterized. The record is from RefSeq and is a predicted model, not a curated record. Lineage: Eukaryota; Metazoa; Chordata; Aves; Psittaciformes; Psittacidae. The coding region runs from base 273 to 1286 and encodes 337 amino acids. The transcript is spliced from 8 exons. Gene Ontology annotation, cellular component: cytoplasm.